Messenger RNA from Nestor notabilis (Kea), 1395 nucleotides. Its product is annotated as yorkie homolog. Gene Ontology annotation, molecular function: transcription coactivator activity; transcription corepressor activity. The annotation marks the transcript as partial. Gene Ontology annotation, cellular component: cytoplasm; nucleus. The transcript has 3 exons. The record is from RefSeq and is a predicted model, not a curated record. Gene Ontology annotation, biological process: hippo signaling; positive regulation of transcription by RNA polymerase II. Lineage: Eukaryota; Metazoa; Chordata; Aves; Psittaciformes; Psittacidae.
UGGAACAUAUCACUCCAGAGAUGAAAGCACAGACAGUGGACUUAGCAUGAGCAGUUAUAGUGUACCUAGAACCCCCGAUGACUUCCUGAACAGCGUGGAUGAGAUGGAUACAGGUGACAGUAUCAGCCAAAGUAACAUACCGUCCCAUCAGAACCGUUUCCCAGACUACCUUGAAGCCAUUCCAGGGACAAAUGUGGACCUUGGGACACUGGAAGGAGAUGGGAUGAAUAUAGAAGGAGAAGAACUGAUGCCAAGUCUGCAAGAGGCUUUGAGCUCUGACAUCCUUAAUGACAUGGAAUCUGUCUUGGCAGCCACCAAGCUAGAUAAAGAGAGUUUUCUUACUUGGUUAUAGGGUCUCAGGGAGACUGAAUUCUAAAUCUGUGAAGGAUCUAAGGAGAUUAGGACAUCUGUAUCUGAAGCUCAGAACAAGCCAGUGUGGCACACUUGGGCUUGUGUUCAGAAAAAGUAAAUGAACAAAUACUCAACAAGAUUCUUUCAUUUUGCUCUUCCUUGUCCAUCGCUGCUGUUAUAUAUUGCUGACUUUUUUCCACAGUUGACUCUGAAAAACAGACAUCUUGAUCUUUUUCUAUUGCUGUUGCAACUACUGUUCAAGGGGGGUGGGGAGGGACGAUGAGCCUAUUUGGAUGACGAAUGCCAUUCCUUUUGUCCUAGUGUGCGCUUGCAUAUCAUUUUAUCUAAGUACUCAGAUUGAGAGUUAAUUUCUGCAUGUCACUGCUUGUAGUUUGCUCAGCUAGUUGUCUCUUGCUGCCUGUGGCAAGUGGUAAAACAUGACAUACUGGGGUGACAAGCCAAAAAUGAUGUAUCUGGUCAAAAGAAGUCAAUACUGAUUUGGAGAUAUACCUUAAAGGAGGGCUGAAGACUGUUUGGCAUUAAGUGUUUCUACUAGUAGCUUUUUGAUUAGUCACAAAGUGCUCUUGUUCAUAUUUUAUGUUAUAGUAAAUCAUGAAUCAUUUUACAUAGAAACGUAUAUGAACUUUGAUUGUUGCCACAUAUUCUAGCCUUUCGUUUGUCAAAAAUUGAUUAUUUUUGUUAGUUGGUUUAACUGUAGCUGUAGGAUGGGAAGUAAUUGUAGGUGGGUUUUUUUUAAAUUAGUGAAAUCUAAGGGUUUUUUCUGAUUUCACAUAGUCUUAUUUAAAUCUGAAUUGUCUGCUUCUUUAAUACUUAAAACAUGCCUAUUGUAGCCUGAUAAGCUAGUGAGUACAUAAACCAGUAUGUUUUGCCUGUAACUUUUUUAUUUUUUAAAGGCUAGCUUGAAUGUAAUCAGUAGAAUUCAUGACCAGUGGCUUAUUUUUCAUGUUUAUUUGCAAGAUUUGUAAUUAGAAUCUGUGUCAUAUGUACAAUUUUUAAAUGCAUUUUAAAGUAGCAGAAACCAUU